Molecule: messenger RNA, 351 nt
Organism: Mycena indigotica
Lineage: Eukaryota; Fungi; Basidiomycota; Agaricomycetes; Agaricales; Mycenaceae
Exons: 3
Coding region: 1-351 (116 amino acids)
Source: RefSeq, a predicted model, not a curated record
AUGGCCUUGAUUUCGCCUGCCCAUAUGGCCACAGCAACAUCAGUACUUCCGGGAACAAUGUGGCGAAGACCAUUCGAAGACGCCUGGGAGGUCCGGAUGAGGAGCCAAACCUUGUCGCUGUGUAUGAUCCACCCUGCCCUACAUACGCAUAGUCUUCACCUUUGCUCGUUUCGACGAGAUCCUCAAACUUAUGGCAAGCGACGAAAGCCUCUCCUUCGUUAUCCGGCUCAUAACCCCCCCGGCCUCAUGCCAUACACUUACGACUACGUCUCGCUCUUCUUUCCCGCAGCACGUAGCCCACUGGACACGACACCUUCCGUCGCAAGGAGCGAAGACAAGUUUUGGCCAUGA